CUUUGUUUGUCACAUGCGAGAAUACGCCUUUGUGCGCAAAUUUAUUUUUAUUUUUUUAUUUAUAUCGUUAAAGAAUAAAAUUUUAUUCUAAAAAUUUUUUAACUGUUUAAAUAAUAAUGCCUUUUAAAGAUAGUGAAGACAAUAAGGAUCAUUUAAAAUAUUCAAUAAAAAAUUUUACAAAUAGGACCAGCGGAAAAAAACAAAUUGAUGAUUUCAUUCAAGAAAUGCAAUUGAAAAUAGAAGACCGUCAUGAUAUAGUAUUAGAAUGGAUACCAUACAAUCAAUUUGUUAAAAUUAAAAAAAUAAAUAAAAAUGGUUUUAUAACAGGAUAUUCAGCAAUAUGGAAGGACGGACCAUUAUAUAAGAAUUGGUGGAAUGACAAAUACACAAGAAACUCAAAUAAAAAAGUUACUUUAAAUUGCUUAUAUAGCUCCCAAUAUAUGAUUGAAUUCCUAAUAGAUGAGACUAAAAAGUAUUUAACAAAUCAUACAAAUAAGUAUAAGGACCAACAUAAAAUAUACGGAAUAUCUCAAGAUCCAGAUAAAAAUGAUUAUAUUUUAGUUCAAAAUAAUUUUAUAAAUCUCAUAAACUGGGCGAGUGGAAAUGAAAAAAUUGAUGAUUUCAUUCAAGAAAUGCAAUUGAAAAUAAGUGAAAUAAGUGACUAUAAUGAUAUAGUAUUUGAAUGGAUACCGUACAAGCAAUUUGAUAAAAUUAAACAAACAGGUAAAAAUGGUGUGUAUUCAGCAAUAUGGAGGAAUGGACCAUUAUACAAGAAAACUAAGUUGGAUUCAGUGUAUACUCAGCAAUAUGGAGGAAUGGCCCAUUAUACAAGAAAAAUAAGUUGGAUUCAGAUUAUACAAGAGAUUCAAAUAAAGAAGUUGCUUUAAAAUGUUUGCAUUACCUACAAAACACUGUUGAUUUUUUAAUAAACGAGGCUAAAAAAUAUUCAACAAAUAAGUUUCCUGUAUUGUAUGGAAUAUCUCAAAAUCCAGAUACGAAUGAUUAUAUUUUGGUUCUUACCUGGA
Messenger RNA from Rhizophagus irregularis DAOM 181602=DAOM 197198, 1025 nucleotides. NCBI's taxonomy places the organism in Eukaryota, Fungi, Glomeromycota, Glomeromycetes, Glomerales, Glomeraceae. The record is from RefSeq and is a predicted model, not a curated record.